AAAAAUACAUGAACAUUUUGUGUUUUUGUUGUAGAUCUUACCGCUCAAGAUUAGAAAAUGGCUCAAAACUUCUCCCUAAAGACGGAAGAGUGGAAACAUACUCCAGGUCUGAACUAGACCCUAAGGAUUUUAUAAUUGCUGACAAGUGCAGUGGUAUAUAUGGCAGAAUUCCAGGCGACAUAAACGGACAGCAAUUUUUAAUCCAAAACUGUAAAAAUUCGUACAUCUACCUCCUAGAUCACUCGAUGACAAUCACAGUUGAUGACUGUUCAGACUGCACAAUCAUAACAGGGCCUGUAAAAACCUGUUUUUUCAUAAGAGACUGCCGACGGUGUGUAGUAGCGACUAUAUGUCAACAGUUCCGAUCGAGAGAUUGCCAUGACGCACUUGUUUUUUUGGCGUGUUCAACAGAACCUAUUAUUGAAUCUUGCACGAAUUUUACCUUUGGUCCUUACCAGUGCAGCUAUCCAGGUUUAGAAGAUCAUUUCACUGCAUCUGGUCUCAGUAUAUUCAAUUGCAAUUGGUCUGAUAUCUAUGAUUUUACACCUGAUGAAAAUACCGAUACUGUUCAUAUUUCAUUAUUAAAAACGACUGAUUCAAUGGACAAUUAUGUUUUAACACCACAGAAAGCAUUGGAACACGAACUUGAAAAUAGUAAACUUCAAGAGGGAGAUGACUCUAUGUCUCUUUUACAACCGUUAAUGUCAAUUCCAUUAUCUUUUUCAACUGAAAACUCUGUUAUUCCUUUUACAAUUGGCAAUAAAUCAUUAAAUAAUAAUACCUUGCCUCAAUCUUUAAAUCAAGUAAUAGAAACACAAUUCAAUAAAUCUGCGCUAAUUACAAUAUUUCCACAUGAAGCAUCUAUUCAAUCGGCUAAAAUAAUCUGUGAUUAUUUACGAAAACUUAAUUCUUGUACUAUUGUUCGAACUAAAUGCUCCCAAUUUUCUGAACAUGAGAUUGAACAAAUUUUCAAUUGUAACUCUAAAUUCUUUAAAUCAGGUAAUGUAAUUACGAUUGAAAUUACUGGCGACUCAAAUACACUGAAUACACUUUGUGAAGAAAUCAUGUCCAAAACAAAUCUUACAGUAUCUAGUAAAUUAUUUAUUCAAAUUAUUACAGAUUCAUUGGAGACAACAAAAAGAAUAAAUCUACUCAAUGGUCUUCACAAAAUGCAUAUGAACACAUAACUACUUCAAGACAGUAUUUAUCAUAUUAUUGAAUUGACUAAAGCACCAAUUUGCAUCAAUUUAUUUAAAGUAUCUUAUCAUGUUAUUUUUUUUUUGCUUUUCCAACAAUGGUAAUGGCGAAUUGUUUUGUAUGUUCA
This is a messenger RNA of Schistosoma turkestanicum, 1324 nucleotides long. The record is from the annotation of a GenBank genome assembly. Lineage: Eukaryota; Metazoa; Platyhelminthes; Trematoda; Strigeidida; Schistosomatidae.